AUCAAUAGGCGGAUGCUAGCAGAGAUAUGACACAUAUUAAAAAGUCAAAUUCAAUUUUAGUGAAAGAAUCAAUUUGAGACAUUUGUGUAGCCAAUGGGAAAUUUUGUCAUAUUGCACUACGCGACGUGGGUCAUUUUUCUAAUCAUACAAUUCAAUAAUUGAAAAGUCGGUAAUAUGCCAUCUCUGUUUAUCAUGAGGCGCGUCAACAGUUUGGCAGGAAUUACGAACUGGGGAAGAAGCAGUAUUGAGCAGGUUACAGUUUCUGGGCGACAAGCGGAUGUGCUUUUGUACUUUUGAAACGGGUAUAUGUUUUCCACAAUCAACCAUAAAUGGAGAGACUGCACGAAUCCUUGUCAGGCUCUUCUUCAGCCAAGGAGCAGGAUGAGCGGCAGAUUAUGUCUCUUUCUGCAGCCGAAUGUGAACAAUUUAGGAGGCUGCAGAACAGUACCUUAGAGAAAGAAUUAUUCACUGGGAGGUGUGUGGAGCCAUGUUUUGAAGAUUAUCAGUUGAUUGGGGACAGCCUGUUACUCAGAUUUUCAGAACAGUUACUUUUUUACAAAUGUAAAACAGAUGAGUACAAUGGUGCCCGUGCCCUUGGUCUGUGUGUCAGCGGCCAGACAGUUGGUGAACUUUUGAGAAGAGUUGUCAGUGAAAUGUACCCGAUUUCAAAGAAGGUGAUCCUUCUGAUAGGAACAAAUGAUAUGCUUAGGGAUACAAAAAUGGACCUUAUGAAGAGAAAACUGAGACGUGUUGUGAAAGAGCUGACACUACGCACAGAAAAAAUAAUAGUGUUGACCCUUCCCCCAGUACCUCGGCUCUCACAUAAGCCCGAUCACUGGCAGCGCCUCGACGAUUACAAUACAUGCAUCAAAGGACGGGAAAAGUAUAAGAAUGUUGUAGUGGCAGACAUCACAAGCCUAUUCCUGAUCGGUCCACAAAGAUGCCGCACUGACUGCUAUGAGCUUUUUUAUUCUGGAACAAGACGUCCGGACAGAGUGCACCUAAACAGGGCAGGGCUUCAGAAAAUUCACAGUUUUCUUCUGCAGAAGCAGCUAUUGAAUGACUAGACUGGUGACUGGGGCAGCAUUUAUGAUUGCAUUUCUGCCUAUGACUCAUCUACACUUUGUGCACUGAACAGUGGCAGUAAACUGAUGCAGUUGACGAGCUGUGUCCUGCCAUCACUUUUAUUCCACUCUGGACUCUUGCAUUAAUUUUAAUUUCGUUUUUAGUAUUGCUCCACCUGGAGAGGUUAAAGUUACAACUGUUUACACAUUGUCAUCUGUAUUGAAUAAAUGUUUUGUUUGUUGAACAGGAGUUACGACUGACUGAAGUAGUUUCAGUGCCCAUUAUGAUGUUGUUCCAAGUGAAAAUUUCUUCUUACAAUGCUCAGCAGUCUUUGUGCAUGUGAAAAUAUUUUGCUUAAAUGAUUUAAGCAUACAGUUUUCAAAACUGUCAAGUGGUUAGCUUUUUUAAGCUACUGCUCUGUAAUCAUGAGAUGUAAAAUAAAUACAAUGUAUUAACAACUUGUUUGUAAAUUGAUACCAGUUUUAUGACAGACUUUUUAAGAAAAAAGGCUUUUGUUUCAAUUUUGUAUUUUGUUUCUUCAGAAAAUAAAAUUUUUCCACUUCAGAAGAAUCAUAUACCAUAUACCAAAUAUCCAACAGAGGUGUGUCUGGUAUGUGAAAAGAAGUAAAGAAAGUGUUCAUUUAACUGUGCUACAAUAGAGUUACAAAGUUACGA
Schistocerca gregaria is the source of this 1740-nucleotide messenger RNA. RefSeq lists its product as uncharacterized. The transcript has 7 exons. The record is from RefSeq and is a predicted model, not a curated record. The coding region runs from base 330 to 1067 and encodes 245 amino acids. NCBI's taxonomy places the organism in Eukaryota, Metazoa, Arthropoda, Insecta, Orthoptera, Acrididae.